AUGGCUAGUUGGAGAAAAAAUCAAGGGAUCAGUGAUCGUCAAGUUGGUCACCGGAGAUCCUCAUCUUAUUACGGAAAACCACCUUUGGGUAAUAGGUUUUCAACAGUUCCUUCAUGGGAAAAUAAGUUUUGUGCUACGGUAGGUCAAGUUCCAUGGCGAAGGUUUUUAGAAGGCAAGAGGUACAUGGAAUCGCAUUCCGAUGUGAUGAAGUGGGAUGACUCUGCUGUCAAACAUGCUUUUCACGAUGCAAAGAACCGGUUUUGGGCUGAGAUUAACGGCUAUCCCUGCGACAUUCCGUUGCCUGAUCCAGACAUGUACAUCGACGAAGUAGAUUGGGAUGCAAGUUUCGAUCCAGAACUCUAUCUGGAUUUGGAUAGAGAACUAGAGGCCACACGCAUUAUGAUGGAAAAGAGCGAGCAGGAGAGUGAGAUCGUCGACAUUCCUCUCAAUCAUGUAUGGGAAAUCAUACCUACUGGAUGGGGGGAUGUAGACGAAGAAGAAACAAAGCCUCAGGAACCAAAUUUUGCUGCCGAGGGAUGGGGAUCAAGCAACCCUGAAAAUAAUGAUACCAACUCUUGGGAACAGAAUAAUUCUCAAAGGUGGAUUCCACAGGAGCAAAAUAAGUAUCAAGCAAGAAAUGGCUGGAACAUAAAUGGGGGAGGAUAUAACGGAAGGAGAGAGAAGAAUCAUGGAUAUCAGCAUUGUAAUAAUGAUUAUAAGAUGAAUCGUGGAAGAGGAGGAGGAAGAGGGGGAGGAAGAGGAGGAAAGAGGGGAAAUUAUAGCUAUGCAACCAAGGUUUUAUGA
Lathyrus sativus (Indian pea) is the source of this 804-nucleotide messenger RNA. The record is from the annotation of a GenBank genome assembly. Lineage: Eukaryota; Viridiplantae; Streptophyta; Magnoliopsida; Fabales; Fabaceae.